This is a messenger RNA of Quercus robur (English oak), 1675 nucleotides long. Its product is annotated as putative glucose-6-phosphate 1-epimerase. The transcript is spliced from 9 exons. Bases 212 to 1201 code for a protein of 329 amino acids. Gene Ontology annotation, molecular function: carbohydrate binding; isomerase activity. NCBI's taxonomy places the organism in Eukaryota, Viridiplantae, Streptophyta, Magnoliopsida, Fagales, Fagaceae. The record is from RefSeq and is a predicted model, not a curated record. Gene Ontology annotation, biological process: carbohydrate metabolic process.
AGUGAAAUAGACAACAAAAAGAACUACCGUACGCGAAAUUUCCUCACACACUGACAAACAGACGGAAAGAGAGAAUCUUGUCCAAAAGCAAAACUAACAGUACUGGCUUGGAUUCAAAUCGAGCUUUGAAAAUUCAUUCAUGCUAUAAAUAACAAAUCAAGAAAAAACAAGAGCUUAGAAGAGAUUAGAGAGAGUUAUUAUUACCAUUAUCAUGAGUAGCGAAAAGGUUCUCUCUUCAGCUUCAGCCUCGGCCUCUGCUCCUUUGGCUUCUCCUCACGCUGAGCUUUGCAGAGGCAUCAAUGGCCUCGACAAGGUCGUUCUCCGCGAUCCACGUGGAAGCUCCGCCGAGGUGUAUUUAUAUGGGGCUCAUGUGACAUCUUGGAAGAAUGACCAUGGGGAGGAGUUGCUUUUUGUCAGUAGUAAGGCUAUAUUUAAGCCUCCAAAAGCAAUACGUGGAGGAAUUCCAAUAUGCUUUCCUCAAUUUAGCAACAUUGGUUCUCUAGAGCAGCAUGGAUUUGCAAGAAACAGGUUGUGGGCAAUUGACGCCGACCCACCUCCUUUUUCAACUACUUCUUCCAGUAAGACUUUUGUUGAUUUAAUCCUUAAGCCCUCUGAAGAAGAUAUGAAGAUCUGGGCUCAUAGUUUUGAGUUUCGUCUGAGGGUAGCACUGGGCCCUGGAGGAGAUCUGCUGUUGACAUCUCGCAUCAGGAAUACCAGUGUUGAUGGAAAGCCAUUCUCAUUCACAUUUGCUUAUCACACCUAUUUCUCUGUUUCAGAUAUCAGUGAAGUUCGUGUAGAAGGACUGGAGACUUUGGAUUAUCUUGACAACUUGCAGAAUAGGGAGCGUUUUACUGAACAAGGGGAUGCUAUAACAUUUGAAUCAGAAGUGGACAAGAUAUAUCUUAGCACUCCUACAAAGAUUGCAAUUCUGGAUCAUGAAAAAAAGAGGACAUUUGUUCUACGCAAAGAUGGACUUCCAGAUGCUGUGGUUUGGAAUCCCUGGGAUAAGAAGGCAAAGGCUAUGGUUGAUUUUGGAGAUGAAGAGUACAAGCAUAUGCUGUGUGUGGAGGCUGCUGCUGUUGAGAAACCUAUCACACUGAAAGCUGGUGAGGAGUGGAAAGGAAGGCAGGAGCUUUCUGCUGUUCCUUCCAGUUACUGUAGUGGGCAACUUGAUCCUCAGAAGGUUCUCCACGGAAGCUGAAAGAUCCAUCAUUCUGGACCUUAUCCUGUACAGAAUUUCAUGAAGGAGUUGGUGAUAGAGACCUUGUUCUGCAGGUGUUUUGUUGCAAAAUGUAGAUGGGUCAUGACAGCAAAUUCUGUCCAGUAUUCUUAUUUGAAAUUUACUUUAGUAUUGGGUGGAAAGAAGGAUUUAUUAAUAGAUAUGACGUGUCAAAUAAUUUGUUGCUUUUAGUGAGGGACCGGGUUGGGACUUGGGAGGCACGUUGAAGAGCAACAAAGAAAGCAUAAACUGAAUGGGCACCACCACCAUCAUGGUUUCCUUUUAAUUGAAGCCAUUGGGUUCUGUUAUUCCUUGUAAUCUUUAUGAUGUUCUUGUGACAUAGUAAUUUUGGAUAGUCUUGAAUUUGUAUUUUAUGCUUGAUAUAAGAGAAUGAUGUUGAGAACUGCAUGAUAUGCUAUAUACAUGAUGCAUGCUUAGUUUUUGGAAAUUUGAUAA